Messenger RNA from Limanda limanda (common dab), 1862 nucleotides. RefSeq names its product TSEN54 tRNA splicing endonuclease subunit (gene tsen54). The record is from RefSeq and is a predicted model, not a curated record. Gene Ontology annotation, cellular component: tRNA-intron endonuclease complex. The transcript is spliced from 12 exons. Lineage: Eukaryota; Metazoa; Chordata; Actinopteri; Pleuronectiformes; Pleuronectidae. Gene Ontology annotation, biological process: tRNA-type intron splice site recognition and cleavage. The coding region runs from base 5 to 1564 and encodes 519 amino acids.
CAACAUGGCGGACCACAACAUUCCCCACGCUGAGCAGAGUCUCUACAGUGAGAUGUUAAGUCCGUCUGAGCUGUUUGCAGCCCGGUCCAGGAGUCACAAGAUCCCAGUGAGAGGACCGAAGGACUUCUUCCCUGACGGCUCAGACGAGCAGAGGCAGCGGCUUGACCAGAGUCUGACCGAGCACUGGAGCCUCCUAUCUGAGGAGAGGGUGGAGAGGCUAGGAAACUUAGUGAAGGCCACAUGGAUUUCAGACAAACGGAUUGUGGAGCUUCAGUCUCCAGCUGGAAAGUUCUGGCAUACGAUGGGAUUUUCUGCCAAUGGCAAACAGUGUCUUCUCCCGGAAGAGGCUCUCUACCUGAUGGAGUGUGGAAACCUGCAGGUGUUUUAUCAGGAUUUGCCGCUGUCCAUUCAGGACGGUUAUGAGAGAUUUCUGUCCUCAGCCACAGUGAGCCUCCAGCAGUAUCAGGUGUUUGGGCAUCUGAAGAGGCUUGGGUAUGUGGUGCACAGGUUCGAUCCCAGUUUGGAGCCAUCGUCGUACGCAAGGCAGCUGAACCUGCCUCAGUCGCAUGAUAGAGCAGGAAAACAACUGAAGAGGAAACGUAGCGUCAGCCCCUCCUCCACCCCGACAUCCAGUUGUACUGACGCUCAAGAAACUUCCACUGAUAGAACUGAGAGGAUGAUGGAGGAUAAAGGCGAGGAGGACAAAAAGCUUCCCGAGUCAACCUCUCCUGAGGAUAUGGAGGUCCAGAUCUCCACCGCGACUACCACUAAUCCAGCAGACCAAGGUGGGGGCAGGAGCUGGUGGGCAGCAGAUGGUCUCAGGGACUCGGCCAGGGGAUCCAAUCACUGCACCACAUCUGUUCCCUCCCGCUGGGACUUCAGCUCCAUCCUGUUCCCUGACCUUGGCUCCAGUGAACAUCUGUCCAGCUGUCUGGCAUCUCCAGACCCUUCUCUGCUGCCUGGGGCUUUGGCUGUGGGAGCCUGUGACGUUUCCCCCUGGAAGCAGAGGAUAAACUUGCGGAAGGUGGGAAUGUCUUCAAAUGAGCAGAGGAGGGAAGAAGACGAGUGGCGGCGUCGGCGGGAUGUCAACAAAGACAAAGACGUCCGGCAAUGCAGAAACUGGGCGGAGUAUCAGGAGCUCCUGAAGAGGCGACAGGGGAGAGGGGACGGUCGUCCAGCUCACCUGUGGAACAGAGAAGUCACUCCCUUACAUGACCCAAGACAACCAAUCCCCACCAAGGAGCUGUUGGAUAAAAUCAGCGUGAUCGAGUCGACAGAUUUACUCGAGGGGGCGUCCAGGUUAAAAGGCUCAGAGGACUGGAGGAUUUGUUUCAGUGUUUACCAACCUGAUUCGGUGGCUGAGUUCAAGAAGAACAGCCCGGGGAAACCUUACUCCCGCAUGUGUGUGUGUAGUUUCGACGGCCCUGUGCCCGACCUGCGAGCUGUCAAGCUGCUGGCGUCCCAGAGCGGAGACGUCCCAGUGGUCUUUGCUGUGGUGGACUACGGAGACAUCUCCUUCUACACCUUCAAAGACUUCCAGCUGCCAACCGAUGUUUACCCCUGAGACGUCGCUGAAAAACAUUCACACACACGUUUUUGGGACUUUUAAAUAAAUCUGCAAACGUGGGAUUGAUAUGUUAAAAUAUGUUGUGUGUCUGAUUUACUACGAAUUGAUAUUUGGUUGGCUCCAAAUAAGGUCAUAAACCCCGCCUCCUCCAUAUGAACAGAUUCAAAAUUCAAAGUUUCCUAGUAUCCAAGGGCUCCAUUUUUGUACAGUGGGAGAAAAUGGAGACACGUUGUCUAUCUGGUGUUAAUUAUGAAUCUGACCAGACUCAAUAUUACUCCUUUAUUUUCAGGUGAGA